AUGUCGAAUAAAAGUUUAGUUGUUAUUACUGGUGCUAGUUCAGGUAUUGGUGAAGCAGCAGCUCGAUCUUUCUCUCAAGCUGGUCAUCCAUUAUUAUUACUUGCUCGACGUCUUGAUCGUUUAGAAGCAUUAAAAUUACCGAAUACAAUUUGUGAAAAAGUUGAUGUUACUGAUCUUGAUCAAAUCAAAACAGCUGUAGCAAAAGCUGAAAAACAAUAUGGUCCAGUUGAUUGUCUUAUUAAUAAUGCGGGUGUUAUGUUAUUAGGAUUAUGUGAUACACAAGAUCCAAAACAAUGGGAACAAAUGAUACAAGUCAAUAUGAUGGGUGUUCUCAAUGGUAUUCAUGUUGUUUUAGCAGGAAUGAAAGAACGUCGUCAUGGAACAAUAAUGAAUGUUAGUUCUGUAGCUGGACGAAAAACAUUUCCAAAUCAUGCUGUUUAUUGUGGUACAAAAUUUGGUGUUCAUGCUUUUACAGAACAAAUCCGAGAAGAAGCAUCAUCUUAUAAUGUUCGUUUUAUUAAUAUUGCACCAGGUGUUGUAGAAACUGAACUUUUAUCACAUACAACAUCGAAAGAAAUUGUUAGUGAUUAUCAAGAUUGGAAAAAACAAAUGGCUGAACCAUUAGUAAGUGAGGAUAUUGCAAAUUCAAUGAUAUUUGCUUAUCAACAACCACAACGUGUUUGUAUUAGAGAAAUUCUUAUUUGUCCAACAAAACAAGAAAAAUAG
Molecule: messenger RNA, 726 nt
Organism: Adineta steineri
Lineage: Eukaryota; Metazoa; Rotifera; Eurotatoria; Adinetida; Adinetidae
Source: the annotation of a GenBank genome assembly